AUGCGUGAAUUCAACAGCGAACUACCAACAGUGUUGUAUACAAAGGGGUAUGAUGUGGUUGCUGUCACUUUGGAGGUUGGUGACUAUGUGCUGUCACCAGGAAUCGCUGUUGAACGAAAAGCGCUUGACGAUUUGACCCAGUCUUUGCAAUCCGGACGUGUUUUCAAACAAUCUGAACAGAUGCUGCGGCAUUACGCGAAUUCUGUGCUCUUAGUAGAAUCUAAUCGUAAAUUUGAGUCGAAAAUUGUCAAUGGUGGCCCAUUUCAGCUGAACCGCCCGGAACCAGAUGCUGAGCAGGCUAUGUCGUUCAAAGGAGAUGAAAUCACAAAGCCGAUUGAAGAGGAGCAAACUGGAAGCCCGGAUAAGCGUCGAAAGCCGAAUGCGAUCCUGCUUCGUCACAUGUCCCAACAUUUGCCUGGAAUGGCAAGAGGAGAUGUACAGUCGAUGAUGCUCAGUCAAAAGGUGCGAAGUCUACGCGAUCUGUUCACGAUGCCCAUUGAACAGCUCCAUACCGCUGUGGGAUCUCAUGCCGAUAAGCUGCACGUGUUCGCUAACUUUGACUUCAGUGCAUCCGACUGA
Messenger RNA from Ostertagia ostertagi, 579 nucleotides. The record is from the annotation of a GenBank genome assembly. Lineage: Eukaryota; Metazoa; Nematoda; Chromadorea; Rhabditida; Trichostrongylidae.